GUUAAGUUACAGAGCAUGUGCCUCCAACUCCUUUAGCGCUGGCUGUGACAAAGCACCUGCAGCUCUUGAGUUUGGUAGUUUACAGUACUUGCAUCCUGGUUACCCCCCACUUCUUCCCCGAGAGCCCCUCCGACCGGGAUGCCGGUCGCAACUUGACUUCCAAGGUUCGCUUCAGAAGCUCUCUGACGUUAGGCUGCCGAAUUGCAAUUGCGAUUGCGAUUGCAACUUGCAACCACAACCGCAACCGCAACCACAACCGCCACCCUCUCAGAAGGCAACCUGGACGUCUUUGCUUGUUCUCCUCAUAGUCACAAUCCACAUCAGGAUGUAAUUUGUUUUUGCUCCAUUGGAAAGCCGCUCAUCACAUCGACAACCGAUAGUUAGUGCAUGCAUUUGCGUUGCACUCACGCGCACAAUGCGUUAUUCGAUUGUUUCAUCAUUCAUCCUAUCCGCUUGCCUUCCAACUUCGGCCUACGUCCAUGCUCUGCCUCAAGAGCCCGGCCAGUUGACGCCGAUUCCUCAACGCAGCCCGACACCAGCCUCCAAGGCAUCGUCGUGGCUCAAUGUAUGGCCAUUGAGUCUGGUCCGGACCGACGAUGGUGCCGAGCAUCGACCGCUGAAGCCAAACUAUGACCGACAAGUUGUCCUUCGCUUCAACGUUUCUACCGUCGAGCAUGAAGCCGCGUUCAGGAGAGCAGCUGACCAGAUGCUGCUGGAUGUCUGGGAUUUCGGUCCAAGCUAUACUGAUAUACGCAUUCCAAAGAACCGCAUACGGGGGUUCUUGGACUUGUUGCCAGAGCCCAUGAGGGCAGAUAGCAUGGUCCUGAUUCAAGACCUCGCUCGCGUAGUUGCUGCGACAUACCCUUCUCGCCAGGACCGGAGCGACUUUGACGCCUUCGUGAGACAGGGACAGACACCUGCCGAUACUAAGAAUCGCGGCCAGGGAGUCAACGACUUGUUCAAGCACAAGCUGGACGAUCUCUUCUUCAGGGACUACCAGCCAAUGUCCGUAAUCGCAACAUGGAUGCAGUACUUCGAGUCCAUGUUCAAAUUCCAGCAUGAAGGGCUCGUUACCUUGCUUACAAUCGGGAAGUCCUAUGAGGGUCGAGACAUCCCUGCCUUGAGGAUUGGCUUUGAUGUUCAGCGCCACCACAAGAAAAAGAAGCCCCGGAAGACCAUACUCAUCACAGGCGGCCUUCAUGCCCGAGAAUGGAUUUCCGUCAGCACUGUCAACUAUCUUGCCGACAUGUUUGCCACCAAGUUUGGCAAGGAUGAUGUCGUCGAUGCGAUGCUUAAGGAAUACGAUAUCGUCUUCGUUCCCGUGCUGAAUCCCGACGGAUACGAGUAUACCUGGAAUGUGGACAGACUCUGGCGAAAGUCCAGGCAAAGCACCACGAUGCGUUACUGCCAUGGUUACGAUUUGGAUCACUCAUUCGGAUACCGCUGGAAUGCUGCUGAGCACCAGAGUGACCCUUGUUCCGAGAGUUAUGGCGGCAACGAGCCUUUCCAGGCCGUCGAGGCUCGCCAGCUGGCUAAUUGGGCGACCAACCAGACCAAGCAUGGCGUCAACUUUGUAGCUUACAUUGACCUGCACUCAUACUCACAGCAGAUUCUGUGGCCUUAUGCAUAUUCCUGUGAUGCCAAGGUACCGAACCUGGAGAACAUGCAAGAGGUUGCCAUGAACAUAGCAAAGUACAUGAGACUCUUGGGCACGGGUGAGUACUACAGUGUUGGUUCGGCAUGCGAGAGUGCUGUGGCAAGCAAUACCACAAUCGACGAGGCUUCACGGGGAGUACAUAAGCGACGGAUUGAAGCUGCCGGUGGAGCUGCCAUUGAUUACUUCCACCACGAUUUGGAUGCGCGAUAUAGCUUUCAAAUCAAGCUUAGGGAUACAGGAAGUUACGGCUUCCUCCUCCCCAGUAACAGCAUUGUCCCCGUCGGCGAUGAGGUGUUUGCGGCUGUCAGGUUCCUCGGUGACUAUAUGCUGGGAAACAAUGGGAUCGAAAUGGUUCCAGACACAACCCAUGCUGAUCAAAAGUCAAUGUCUGGUGAUUGGGACUCAGGAAUGUCCGAGCUCAAGCGAAGAAAGAUGAGGUGAUAAUCCAGGGAGGGGGAGGUCAGCAUCGUAUGUGAUCAUUUAUGUUGUACAUGAAUUUUUGGGGGCGGGGGCGGGUUUUACUGGCGUUCUCCAAACCAGCAAGGAGUCAAGGCGGGUGCUUUCCCUGUUCUGCAUUGCAUCACACGUCGUUAACUGGAUGGGCUUUGCAAUUGCGGCUGUAUGGUUUGAUUCCAUGUACAUGAGUAUACAAAUUGUUGGUCCAAGGUCACCAAUCUUUAAAGAAUAAGUAUGAGACACAUCUGGAUGCG
Truncatella angustata is the source of this 2367-nucleotide messenger RNA. Its product is annotated as zinc carboxypeptidase. NCBI's taxonomy places the organism in Eukaryota, Fungi, Ascomycota, Sordariomycetes, Amphisphaeriales, Sporocadaceae. The coding region runs from base 416 to 2098 and encodes 560 amino acids. Gene Ontology annotation, biological process: proteolysis. The transcript has a single exon. Gene Ontology annotation, molecular function: metallocarboxypeptidase activity; zinc ion binding. The record is from RefSeq and is a predicted model, not a curated record.